Messenger RNA from Staurois parvus, 999 nucleotides. NCBI's taxonomy places the organism in Eukaryota, Metazoa, Chordata, Amphibia, Anura, Ranidae. The record is from the annotation of a GenBank genome assembly.
AUGACCGCCGGGGAGUUUGCACAUGGGGGCCCGGGGAGGCUGCCUCGAGGGGGCCCUGGCUGUGCUUUGCGUGGCUGCUACAAGAUGCUGUCUGUGUUGCUGCUGCUGGCUCAGGGCGCCCUGCUGGAUCUCUACCUGAUCGCUGGCACAGACUUGUACUGGUGCUCCUGGAUUGCCACUGACCUGGUGGUAGUAGCUGGAUGGGGGAUAUUCUACUCCAAAAACAGCAGAGGCCAAAGAGUGUUCCAAGGCUCGCUCAGCUCCUCUGGUUAUGGUCAAGUCCAAAGGCCGAAGAAGGGCCAGUUUGCCUAUAGUCACCUGGCUUGGCUGAUCUAUGCCAUAGCUUUCACACCCAAAGUGGUCUUGAUAAUUUGCACCCCAAUAGUGGAUCAGAUCGAGGCUGGGGUACCCCUGGGAAGCACUGGGUUCCGGCUUACAGUCUCACUCUCAGUUCCUCUGCUCUGGGCCUUAGUCCGCUCAUUGAGUGUUGAUCCACGGGGAUGGCAGCACCAGAGAGCUACAGGCUACCUCAUGGCCUCCUGUUUGGACCUGCUGGAUAGCUAUGCCCUCUUGGAACCCAUGCUGGAAGGCAAGCUACCCCUCAUGCCUUUCAUUCGUUACCCAUUACUGGCUGUAUACUUUGUGGCAUUGGCUUCACCAGUCCUGUGGUUGUCCGAGCUGGACUCAGGAGUUCCUGCUGGCUGCUGUCGUCUCUUUCUUCGCCUUCUCUGUGGCACUCUGGUGGAUGGCCCUCUCCUGGCAGUCCGAUGUUUCUUGAUGCUAGGCUCGCCCAACCGACCCUUCUCCGUUUUUAUGCUGAAAAAUGUUUUUUUUUUGGUCUGCCGCUGGCUGGAGGUCCUGGAGCUCUGCUGCCUCCUCAGGACCCCAGAGCCCGACCUUGCAGACCGACCCCCGGGACAGUUCAGCCAUUGCGUCUCUGAAAAUGAUAUGGGGCCUCAUGCUUAUGUCAACACCUUGGCUGUGACAUCACAGAACUGA